Messenger RNA from Nelumbo nucifera (sacred lotus), 1523 nucleotides. RefSeq names its product 2-oxoglutarate (2OG) and Fe(II)-dependent oxygenase superfamily protein. The record is from RefSeq and is a predicted model, not a curated record. Gene Ontology annotation, biological process: DNA integration; proteolysis. Lineage: Eukaryota; Viridiplantae; Streptophyta; Magnoliopsida; Proteales; Nelumbonaceae. Gene Ontology annotation, molecular function: nucleic acid binding; aspartic-type endopeptidase activity.
UUUGUUUUUGUMUGGAGUUUUUCAAACUCUACAACCUAUUCCAGCAGACACACACUGUGCAUACAGAGAGAGAGAGAGAGAUGGAAGUGGUAGAUGCAGAGAUUCUGGAUCCGUUAGAAGUCCGUUUCUCAGACCUUAAACUGUUGUCUUCUUCAUCUUCUAGGGCUUCUUCUUCCCUUUCAUCAGCAGAGCUCGAAAGGCUAGAAUCCAUCUCCAGAGCUAUUAUGGAAACCCUAGGACCGUCGGGGCCUGGUUUUCUGACGAUAAGUGGAGUCCCGAAAGCCUCUGAGCUCCGUCGGAUUCUCCUCCCAUUGGCUCGGAAGCUUGCGUUACUCAGUAACGAUGAUCGCCGUCGGAUUCUCAAGGACCACAACUUGGGAAGUGAUGUUCCUCUGAAGAAUCUCAAUAGAACAGUCUCAUCUUUUGCAUUGCAACUGAGAUAUGUGGGAGAUCCAACUUCAGAACAUACUUUAAGUGAGAAAAACUAUACAAAUCAAGAAAGUCAUUUCUCUGAAGAAGAGAAUCCAAUUGGGGGUAAGUCAAUAUUUGAGGAUAAUGAAUUCAAGAAUCUUGGAAGCAUUUUUAAGGAGCUAGGAUUCUGCAUGAUGGAAUUAGGGUUUCACUUGGCACGAGUUUGUGAUAAGGCCAUUGGGAGCCAAGAGCUAGAAGAAAGUUUAUUGGAAUCUUGUAGUGCAAAGGGACGCCUUAUACAUUAUCAUUCCACUCUAGACAAUUUUCUGUUAAAGGAAGCUGGAAGAAAAAGAUCUACCAAGUUAUCAGCUAAAUGUCAGUUUCAGUCUCCUUGUGGGUCAAUAGAUUCAGGAUCCUGUGGCAGAAAUAAGAAAAAUUCAGUGGAAUUCUCAAAAUCAGAAAGAAAUGUUGAUCAAGAUCAAUCAUGCAGAACUUCUCUUUCCGACUUAUGGCAACAGUGGCACUAUGACUAUGGUAUUUUCACUGUUCUGACGGCUCCGAUGUUUAUCUCAGCAUGGCAUCCACCAACAACAGAAGCAAAAGAUGGGGUUUGUGUGGAAACUCAACAAGAAUGUCUGCCUCCUGAUGGACACACAUACUUGCAAAUAUUUGAUCCCAACAAGAAUAGCCUCCUUGUGGUGAGAUCAUCUCCUGAAAAUAUUAUUAUUCAGGUGGGGGAGUCAGCUGAUAUUUUAUCAAAAGGAAAGCUUCGUUCAGCCCUGCACUCUGUAUGCAGACCAAUUCAGCAAGAAAAUAUUAGUAGAGAAACUUUUGUGGUUUUCAUGCAACCAUCUUGGAGCAAAACUUUCUCAGGCUUUUCAAGGGAAAAUGUGACUGUACAUAGCAACUGUUCUGGGUCUUAUGAUGAGAAGAUUCACCUUGCCAAGCAGGAAGAACAUCAACUAAUUCAGGAGAUUCAAAAAAUAGUUCCACCACUGUCAUCACGCUUUAAGGAUGGGAUGACAUUUGCAGAAUUCUCCCGUGAAACUACCAAGCAGUACUAUGGUGGAAGUGGUCUACAGUCCAAUAGAUAGAAGAUAGCUUAUAUGGAA